UAUGCAGCAGGAGCAGCGCUGGCCUUUGCUUGUCAGACCGACUGGCUGGGCAGAGGAAGGAGCCCAAGUCUAGGGUCUCAGCCCAGGCCAUGCAAAAACAAGCACUGAGAUGGGCUGAGAAGCAGGAAAAGCUUCACUCACAGCUGGCGGCUCUGAUAAAACUUACUCAACUCUGCUCCCCUGGCAAGUGCCCCUCGGGUUAAACAGCUCCAGGCUGCUGGGGCUGUGGAUAGACUCUGGCUAUGGACUGGGGUCCCAGCCCUCUCAACCAGACAGAGCUGAAGGCCCCUCAGCAGUCCAUCCCUGAGUGUCCCAUCUGCUACGGCCCCUACGACAACAUCUUCCAGAGGCCCCUGCUUCUCCCUUGCGCUCACACCUUCUGCCUGGAAUGCCUGUCGAGGAUCUGCGUCUUCGUGAAACAAGCCCAGACCUUCCCCUGUCCUCUUUGCAGAGCCCAAGUGCCCGUCCCUGACGGAGGGAUCCCCAAACUCCCGCCCAAUAUGGACAUCGUGACCCAGUUCCCUCCAUGGCUGCAGACCCUGCAGGAGGUCUGGCUAGAUGGACACAGACUAUGCUGGAUCAAACAGCUGUCCUUGCCCUGUCAAAUGAGAGCCAGUGAAGAAGCCCCUGAGAUGCUGGUUACAGUGGAGUUAUUAUACAACCCAGCCCCUCGGGACGUCAGUGGAAGAGAUCUGAUCGAUAUCCACCAUGCCUCCCGCCUGUCCAUGUGCAGGGGGCUAUGCCAGCUCCUGUGGGAGCGUCGCCUGGCUGUAUUCUGGAUCGCUAUCCUGCUACUGGUGUUGAUCGUUUUACCCAUCAUUCUUAUAUCUGAUUCCCACAUGACCAGGACUCCGGAAGGUCAACGCCAGGGAGCCUUUCCGACAGCAGAUGCCCCAAGCAGCAGGUCACAGCGCUUCUAGCAACUUGCCAUCCUCCACUUGUGUGUAACACAGUGCACCUACUGCUUUCCUUCGCCUGCCCAGGAGAGCCAGAGGGAGCCCACUAGUAGCCCAGUGGAUAGCUUGGUGCUGGGGAGCUGCUGGGGCUGGACCAUAGCUAUUGCCCCAGCCUUGAGAGGCCUGGCCGCAGCUGUUGUGUUGUGCUGAAGGGCUCUGCUCAGGCCCAGCUUGGAAAAGUUUCCAAGGACCAAGGACCAAAUUCAGGAUGAAGUGAGCUGUAGCUCAAGAAAGCUUAUGCUCAAAUAAAUUUGUUAGUCUCUAAGGUGCCACAAGUCCUCCUUUUCUUUUUAUAAAUCAGCCUGAUUCUAACGAAGCCAGAGGAGUUGCACUUGCUUAUGCUGGGGCUGAGCUUGGCUCCAAAUGUGUUUCUGCACUGUGAUAACUGUAGCCCCUUUGCCUUGGUACAUACAGGUCAGCCCAUCAGUUCGGUAUGAGAGCGGGGCAGAGUCCAGCCUCCUGGGCUCAGAAUGUGCCUGCUGGUCCAUUCUGAGCGGACGGGAGGAGACAGCCCAGGGAUGUUUAACAUCGAGGGACGGAAUGGAGAGGUAAACACACUCGGCAUGAAGUGCCCUUUGCAGCAGCCAAAUGCAACAGAUGCAGAUUGUCACUGGAGGGCACAGAGGGUGAUGCCACCCACCUGCCCGGUCCCUGAGCCUGCCCUUGCCGCAUGACCAAAAGCUGCAACAACUUGCUCCUGAAAUGCCAGAUGAGAGAACAUGCAGCAUGGUGACUUUCCAUGCAAGGGGUGGAAGUUAUGCAGCAGAUGCCAACCUCUCCUCCCUCCAAAAGAUGCAAUAUUUGGCUGAGGCAGCCAGCGUCAAGCAAGACAGAGGGGCAGAUGCAGGUGAUAGCUGCUGGAAGAUAGCUACAGUAGAGAGAAUAGAAGGCAGAUGACAUGUGCAUGGCUAAAGUAGAGGCCUGGGAGUCCUGGGUUCUGGUUUUGGCUCUUCCAUAGGCUGCCUGUGUGAACUGGGGCAACUCACUGCUGCUGCCUGCCUCAGUUUCUCCAUCUGUAAGAUGGGAUAAUUACACUUGCUUCCUUGUGGGAUAUGAGGGUUCAUUAAUGGUUCAAUGGUACUGGUCCAUUAUUAGAUGGAAAUGGUAGAAUUCUCAAUGAUAAUACA
Molecule: messenger RNA, 2083 nt
Organism: Dermochelys coriacea (leatherback sea turtle)
Lineage: Eukaryota; Metazoa; Chordata; Testudines; Dermochelyidae
Product: RING finger protein 223-like
Biological process (GO): protein ubiquitination
Molecular function (GO): ubiquitin protein ligase activity
Source: RefSeq, a predicted model, not a curated record